This is a messenger RNA of Theobroma cacao (cacao), 975 nucleotides long. It is a transcript of the gene LPA2, whose product is annotated as low psii accumulation2. The record is from RefSeq and is a predicted model, not a curated record. Gene Ontology annotation, cellular component: chloroplast. Lineage: Eukaryota; Viridiplantae; Streptophyta; Magnoliopsida; Malvales; Malvaceae.
GGGGAGAGAUAAGAGAUAUAACAAAAAAUCCAGACGGACGGGAGUUGAAGCGCAAAACCGAAGGGCAUCAGUUUAACCAACUAAACUGAAAAUGGCGCUACAAAUCCACACUCCAUCUUCUUUCACUAACGGACUCUAUCAUCGCAACUUCAUCUUCCCAAAACCUAUUUUUUCGAUCAAAUCCCAGAAGCCUACCGAUGACGCCGAGCCCUCUCCUGAGCCCAGCUCCACGCCCAAGAAGCCCGCCGCGCCAGGCCAAGGGUUUGGCUCCUCCUCUCCUUCCUCUUCUUCAUCCCUACCCUCCGGCAAGUCAAGCAUAAGCAGCGGCAAGAAGAAGCAGAAGGGAAAAAGAGUGAGUGCUUCGAUAAUAAGGCGGUCGCCCGUUGAGAAACCUGCGUUUGUGAGCAAAGAAGAAGAGGCUAAAGCUGAGGAACAGAGAAAAAAUGAGAGUGCCUUUUUACUGGCGUGGUUAGGGCUUGGUGGGGUCAUACUUGUGCAAGGCAUUGUUCUUGCUGCUUCAGGCUUCCUACCAGAAGAGUGGGAUAAGUUCUUUGUGAAGUACUUGUACCCAUCUUUCACCCCAACUGUUCUCUUGUUUCUUGCUGGAACUGUUGCAUAUGGAGUGCUGAAGUAUCUGCAAAAUGAGAAUCUUAAAGACCAAAAUUAAAUAUAUCAUUCCAAUUAUCUGAUAUUUCCAAAUUGUAAGAGCAGACUGCUGUCAUGAAAAGCAAGUGAGCAUUUGUACAUUUCCGUAAGCUGUACUUUCAGUUCUAGUGCUUUCCUUGUUAAGAGAAUUGUAUUAAAGAGCACAACAAAGGAAUUUUCCUGCAAGGGAUGUCAACCAUCCUUAUCAGUGAUCAGCGGCUUUAUGAUUGGCCACUGAAGCAGCAGCUCAAAAUUGUGUAUCUCAAUAUAUGAACUGUUUUGAUUCUGUUAUGUCUGAAUUCUUUGAAAGCGAAGCGGAGUUAUUUGUUA